Molecule: messenger RNA, 1684 nt
Organism: Eriocheir sinensis (Chinese mitten crab)
Lineage: Eukaryota; Metazoa; Arthropoda; Malacostraca; Decapoda; Varunidae
Product: PIN2/TERF1-interacting telomerase inhibitor 1-like
Exons: 5
Coding region: 170-1366 (398 amino acids)
Biological process (GO): regulation of ribosome biogenesis
Cellular component (GO): nucleolus
Molecular function (GO): nucleic acid binding; telomerase inhibitor activity
Source: RefSeq, a predicted model, not a curated record
CGGUUGGAAACUACGAAAAUGCAUGCGCUGAGUACGAUAAUUUGGCACCGCUGGCUCAGACCGUCAGACGUAAACACUGAACAGCCAACACGUGCAGCCCUGCUGGCCGGGGCCGCACACCUUUACGUCCACCACACGCCCGGGCCACGGCCCCAACACUAUCACCACCAUGUCCAUGGCAGAGCCCAGGAGGAGGAAGAAGAUGACGCUUAAUCCUCGAGGAACCCUUUGGGCCAAUGAUGACAACAAGUUUGGACAGAAGUUGAUGGAGAAGAUGGGGUGGUCAAAGGGAAGUGGCCUGGGCCGAGAGCAGCAAGGCAUCAAGGAACACUUAACUGUCAAGUUCAAGGAUGACAAUAAAGGUAUUGGCUUUGCGGGAAGUGAUGAUGAGUGGAUCAAGCAUUAUGAAGGAUUUGAGAGUGUCCUGGCCAACCUCAACAGCCAAGAAAACAUCACUGUCAAUGCCAGUGGUGAUGGGCAACCAAAUGACAACAAAGUCACCAAAACCUCCCUGGAAAGCUCCUCCAAAGCCUCAAAAGCAAGAGUCCAUUAUCACAAGUUCACAAGAGGCAAAGAUUUGAGCCAGUGCAGUGAAGAUGACCUGGGCUGCAUCCUGGGGUCGAAACGAGCCAAGCAGCUGGCCGAGACUAAGACUGCUGAAGUGGAUUUGCCAGAGCCUGAAGAUGAAGUGGGCACCGUAGAACACUCCAUGGGCGUUACCACCAUCAAGGGUUGCUCCAUACAGGAAUACUUCGCGCAGAAAAUGGAAUCCCUGAGGAAUGGUGUAAAAAAUCAACCCCAGCCUCAGGAAGGAGGGAAUGAGUAUGUGUCUGAAGAGACUGUAGAGAGGCCUGGCUUUGGGGCCGGCUGUGAUGGUAGAGAAGACCUUUCCAACUUCGCAGCUGCUGAGGAAGAAGUGGGAGAAAAGAAGAAGAAGAAGAAGAAAAAGAAGAAGCAGCAAGUUAAAUCUGAGGAUAUGAAUGCUGCUGAGACUGGAGAAAAGUCUGAUAAUUGCAUUGAAGCAGUGACUGAAAAUGUUCCUAAAAAGAAGAAAAAGAAAAGAAGACAAGAAGGCAUUAUUUCUAGUGCUGUUGAUGUCAAUGUAUGUUCCAGCAAUGAAGAAAAUAUUCAUUACAAACCAGUAGAUAGUGAAAAAACAGAGAAAAGGAAGAAGAAAAAAAAGUGCACUGACUCUGCCACUGAAGAAAACAGCAUAAGUGACUCUGCUCUUGAUUCAAAUAGGAAAAGUAAGAAAAAGAAAAGGAAAUAUAUAGAUGUGAAUGAAGAAAUUUGUUCCCAAAAUGGUGAAGUUCAGGAGCACCAUGAGAUAGAAAAGAAAAAGAAGAAAAAGAAAGACAAUUCAUGAACUUUUGAUAUACCACAUGGAAUGAAGUAGAACAAGGGUCUUACCAUUGUGAGCAAAAGAAAAAGAUGAACAGAGAAAACCAUAUCGAAUACUGACAACUUGGGUGAAGAUUAUUUCCCUGAGAUUUUACAAGGGUUUAAGACUGAGCAGUUGGUCAGUGAAUUCGCUCACCUAAGCAAAGCUACACGACCAGUGGGUGUGUCUGUAAACCACGGCGAAAGAAAAACUCCCUGCCGAGUAGAUGCCUCGGGAAAGCUAUUUUGUCAGAUCACUGUCCCUGUGAAUGGAUUUCUUUUUAAAUAAAUCUUAACUACACGA